GCGCAACAUUCGCUGAACAUCGAGCAAAGCGAACAUGAAGCUAUUGAGGUCGUCUUUGUUCCUGGCCGUGGCUAUAAGCCUGGCCACGGCAGAGGAGAAGGCGGAAGACACAAAGGCUGCAGACACCAAACCAGUUGAGGAGAAGAAACAGGACAAGAGAGGCCUCUCCGAUUUCGGUUACGGCGACUUUGGGGGACACAGCAGCAUCGGUGGAGGCGACUUCGGCGGGGAACACAAUGGCGGAGGUGACAUCGGCGGAGGCGACAUCGGCGGUUGGAACAGCCAUGGCCACCACGAAGAGCACGUGAAAACCAUCACUGUUGUCAAGAAAGUGGCAGUGCCCUAUCCCGUUGAGAAGCACAUCCCCGUACCAGUGGAGAAACACGUGCCCGUACCAGUGAAAGUGCACGUACCACACCCGUACCCGGUUGUCAAAACCGUACACUUCCCCGUCAAGGAGUACAUCAAAGUGCCCGAGUACAUCCCCAAGCCGUACCCAGUGGAGAAGGAAGUGCCCGUUCCCGUUAAAGUGCACGUCGACAGGCCCGUCCCAGUGAAAGUGUAUGAGCAUGUACCCUACCCGGUCGAGAAACACGUGCCAGUACCGGUGAAAGUGCACGUACCCCACCCGUACCCUGUCGAGAAGACCGUACACUACCCAGUCAAGGUUCCAGUCAAGGUGCACGUACCUUACCCCGUCGAGAAAGUUGUGCACUACCCCGUCAAAGUGCCGGUCGACAACCCGGUCCCCGUUCAUGUCGAUAAGCCAGUGCCUGUGCCAGUCGAAAAACCCGUACCUUACCCAGUAGAGAAACGUGUACCUUACCCCGUUAAGGUGCACGUUGACAACCCAGUGCCCGUUCACGUAGAGAAACCGGUGCCUUACCCAGUGAAGGUGCCCGUACCAGCGCCCUACCCAGUGGAGAAGAUCAUCCCGUACCCAGUGGAAAAGAAAGUUCCUAUUCCCGUGAAGAUCCCAGUAGAUAGGCCUUACCCAGUGCAUAUCGAGAAGCACGUAGCUUACCCCGUAGAGAAACACGUGCCGUACCCAGUGAAAGUUGCUGUACCACACAUCAUUCAUGAAGAGAAGCACGAAAUCUCCCACGACCAUGGCCAUAGCUACGGUUACGGAGAUGGCGGUGACUUCGGAGGCUCCGAGGGUGGUCACGAGGAGUACCACCACUAACAGAACUGAUCUCUCCACUACUUAGCUUUAACUGUUAUUUUUUGUUUAGUUCUCCUUUAAGUAUGUUUUAUAUUUUUACGACUGGUCUUUAUGCGUGUUACGAUGAUGUAAAUAGUGAACGAAAGUAUUAAAAAGUG
Messenger RNA from Chilo suppressalis (striped riceborer), 1323 nucleotides. The record is from the annotation of a GenBank genome assembly. NCBI's taxonomy places the organism in Eukaryota, Metazoa, Arthropoda, Insecta, Lepidoptera, Crambidae.